Molecule: messenger RNA, 2390 nt
Organism: Gambusia affinis (western mosquitofish)
Lineage: Eukaryota; Metazoa; Chordata; Actinopteri; Cyprinodontiformes; Poeciliidae
Product: gastrula zinc finger protein XlCGF57.1-like
Exons: 2
Coding region: 249-1970 (573 amino acids)
Biological process (GO): positive regulation of reciprocal meiotic recombination
Cellular component (GO): nucleus
Molecular function (GO): recombination hotspot binding; histone H3K4 methyltransferase activity; histone H3K36 methyltransferase activity
Source: RefSeq, a predicted model, not a curated record
CACAGUUUCUUCAGUGGAGCCACAGUGAAACACACAGGAAAUGCAAACAAAACAGAAAAGCAGUUAGAGUUCUUUGUGUUAAAAUGUAGUUUGAAUACGGGUUUGAUGUUUUAUGUAAAUAUUCGAGUGUUUGCUGUAAAAAAAUGUCUUCAGUUCAGCGUCAGAGAGAGUUUAACAACGAUCAGUUAACUGCUGCUGAAGAAACAUUAACGGAGUUUAAAUAAAUCAUCGUCAAACCCGAGGAAAAGAUGGAUGGUCGUCGCAGACUGCUGGAUUUCUCCCGGAUCCCCCUGAUAAUCUUACACCGAGUUGAUCUUCCACAGCACUGUGUGAAUGAACUCACUGAAUCUGGAGUGAUUACUGAACUCAACACCCAGGAUGAGAACUUGACUUUAAAUGAAGUAAAACUUGAAUCUGUGGAGAUAAAACAGGAGCAAAAAGAACCAGAACAUCUGCUGAUAAAAUGCGAGCAAGAGGAACAGGAACAAGAAGAUUCAGAACAUCUCCACAUAAAACCAGAACGAGAGGAACCAGAACAUCAGCCGUUUAAAGAUGAAGAGGAUCAACUCUGCAUCACUCAGUAUGAAGAGCAGUUUGUGAUAAAACAGGAGACUGGAGACAUUUUGGUGACUCCUCUUAAUGUGCAAAUAAUCAACAAUGAAACAGAAUCAAACAGGAACCAACUCGUCUCUCAUGCAUCUUCUGAAGAUGAGAACCAGGAUCAGGAAGGAAACAAUUCUGAAGACCCAGGAGAAGAGAGAGAAAAAGAGCAGAAACAAAACAAGAGAUGUCAGAAAACCAAACGGCAAAAAGGAACUACUGAGGGUUUAAAACAUAUCCACAAGAAAACUCACAGGGACCUAAAUUUAUAUCCCUGUAAAAUUUGUGACAAAGUCUUUACUCGAAAAGGUCAUUUGACAAAACAUAUAAUGAUUCAUACUGGUGAGAAGCCGUUCCCAUGUUUGAUGUGCGGAAAGAGUUUUAGGGAAAGAGAAACUUUAACUUCUCACAUGAGAACUCAUACAGGAGAGAGGCCAUUCUCGUGUAAAAGCUGUGAAAAAACAUUCAUUUAUAAAAAUAAUUUAACUGUUCACAUGAAAACUCACACACAAGAGAAGCCGUUCACAUGUGUGACCUGCCAAAAAAGUUUCAGAAGCAGGUCUGAUUUAACUUCUCAUAAUAGGAUUCAUACAGGUGAGAAGCCUUUCUCAUGUAUGACUUGUGGAAAAAAUUUCACUCAAAAAGGUAAUUUAAGUAGUCACAUGAAAGGUCACACAGGUGAAAAGCCUUUCACAUGUAUGACUUGUGGAAAGAGUUUUAGUGAAAGAAAGAGUUUAACUUCUCACAUGAGAACUCACACAGGCGAGAGGCCUUUCUCAUGUGAGAUGUGUGGGAAAAGUUUCAUUACAAAACACAGUUUAACUUGUCACAAGAGGAUUCAUACAGGUGUGAAGCCUUUCACAUGCAAGUGCUGUGGAAAAAGGUUUAUUAAUAAAACCAAUUUAGUUCAUCACAUGAGAACUCAGACAGGUGAGCAACCUUUCUCAUGUGAAAUUUGUGGAAAAUGGUCUUCUACAAAAGAUGGAUUAACUUCUCACGUAAGAACUCAUACAGGCAAGAAGCCUUUCGUAUGUGGGACCUGUGGAAAAAGUUUCAGAUAUAAAUCUGUUUUAACUUAUCACAUAAGGACUCAUACAGGUGAGAAACCUUUUGUAUGUGGGACCUGUGAAAAAAGUUUCAGACAAAAAUGUUUUUUAACUUCUCACAUAAGGACUCAUACAGGUGAAAAACCUUUCUCAUGUGGGAUCUGUGGAAAAGGUCUGUCUGCCAAAAAGAGUUUAACUUAUCACAUGAGGACUCAUACAGGUGAGAAACCUUUCCUUUGUGAGACCUGUGGAAAGAGUUUCACCAAUAAAAUGAGUUUACUUGUUCACACAAGGAAUCACACAGGUGAGAUAUUUUUAAAGUGAGAAAGUUCCUCUGUAACUUACCUUUUAAUGUUGUAAAUACAGUGACAUUACAAAAAGAGUUGUAAUUAAAAAUUCUUAAAUGUAUGCGAAUUUUGCAUUUUAUAAGGGAUUUCUGAUUUUGGAAGGAUGACUGAGAUAUUUUAAUUCUUUUGUUGAAAUAUCUUUGCUGACAUAUUUGUUAAAGCUAAACAAACUGGUUGUUAUUCUACCUAUGUCUUUUUCAUCAGUUACACAGUUUGUUUGAGAAGGUUUUUAGUUUUUGGACGUUUGAAAAUAUUUUGAUAUAGAUUCAAUUUGUUAUGAAAGUGACUGUCAGUGAAACUAUUUUUAAGUUUCUUGUAAUAAAGUCAGUUUACCAUAAUGAUGGUCUUCUUUUUUCAUUUUAGUGGUAAAUUGUUGUAAGUUGUUUUAUAUAUAUAU